AUGUCGGGCUUCGACGGAUCUACCUCGUCGCCGGACACGGCCGACACGGGCACUGGCGCCUCUCCGCACCAGCCUGCCCCGGACCAGCCGAUGAUCCCGCGAAAGGGCAAACGUGAUCGUGUGGCCUUGGCGUGUCAAAGAUGCAAAACCAGGAAACAGAAAUGCGAUGGCCAUCGACCGGCGUGUGCCUCGUGCGCUCGCCUGUCGCUCAAGUGUGUUUACAUUGUGCCGUUGGUGCCUGCGGCAGGUGAAAAGAAGCUAUACAUCAAAGCACUUGAGCAGAGGAUAGCAGAACUCGAAUCAUACCUGGCAUCUGUAGGGCACAUGAGUGUAGGAACAGAUCAUCUACGCAGGCUCAGUCAAGCGGCGGCCGGCUCAUCAGCAUCUCCACCACAGCAGUCUCUGCCUCCGUCGCAACCUGAUCAGACAAUACGUCAGCCUUCCGAGGAUGAUGGUGACGAUAUACUACGUGCUGUGCGGGAUCUAUCACUGCAAGCCUCUGGCCACUACGUCGGUGCCAGCUCUCACAUCACGAUAGGUCGCGUGCUCAGUUCGGUGGUAAACAGCCAGCGACCACCGUUCGCCGUUAUAAACGAGGAGCAUCUAACACAGGGCGACGAAGACCCAGCACCAAAAUCUGUAUACUCAAACCAGCAUGGCGAGAUGAUCGGUGUGCCUUUCUUGACAGCUGCGGUCGCUACCAGAUUGAUUCAGGGGUGGUUCAGGCACAUCGCAACGCGCUAUCCUUGUUUGCAUUCGAGCAGGGUGAUGGAGUUGCAUCGCAACCGCGACAACCUCACCGAUGAUUAUGAGAAGACCAUCUUGCACCUUAUCUAUGCCGUCAGCGGUCGUUGGCUUGAGUCAGCGGGCGAGAUGGGCCAUUUCUUCAGCGACCAACACUAUGACCUCGCUUUCGAUGAGAUGGACUCCAUGCUGCAAUUACGAGACUCCCGCACGGUAGACUACCUCCUGCUUAUGGCAUUGUACUGCACCAGAGCCCCCAGAGACCCGGGCGCAUGGACAUACAUCGGAGCUGCGAUGCGGGUAUGCAUUGAGCUGGGACUACAUCGCAAACCUCGGAGACAGUCACCCAGUGUCGCCAAUGAGAUGAGUAAACGGCGCUUUUGGACGACAUAUUUCCUGGAUCGAGACAUUUCCAUUGCCAUCGGACGACCUCCGAGCAUUUCCGAUCACGAUAUCGACGUGGAACUGCCGCUCGACAUACCCGAGAACACUCUGGACGAUGCAUAUGUUCGCAAAGCCUCUCUCAACGUUCAAAAGACGCCCGUCAGCCCUGUGAACUCGAUGACGUCCUUUGUGCACCGCACGCGACUCAAGAUAAUUGAGUCGGAAAUACAACACACUGUGUAUCGCGUGGACCGGACCGACAAAGUCCCGGACGCGACGCUGAACACCUUUCUCGACCGUCUCAAUCACUGGAAGGACACGGUACCGUAUGAGGCACAGAGCUACGUCCACAGUCAUGACACGGCUUUUGAGGGCAUCGAGUUUUACACGAUUCACUACUACCGCUGUGUGCGAUUCUUGCUUUACCCUCAACUGGCGGAAAAUCCCGUCAACAUGCAUUACCUCAAGCUGUGCUCAGACGCAUGCGCGGGAAUCAUCUCGGACUACCGGCGGCUGCACCACAUUUUCCCUGUCGGCUUCUCGGCACUAUCAAUACAAUCUGUGUUCAUGGCAGGCCUCACGAUGAUAUACUGUGCCUGGCUGGCUCCGGUCAAUUUCUUGAGCGUCGAUGGCCCUCUGACAGACUGCCAACUCCUAUUGUACAUUGUCACAGAACGCUACCCUUCAGCUCGAAAAUAUAGGGAUGUGUUCGAGCGCAUAAAGACGACAAUCUCGACGCUGAUAGCGCAGGGCAAGCACGAGCCACGCAACCCUGUCCCACUUGACACGCAUAUGCAAACCGAGUUCCCCCAGAUGGCUGCUCCGCAAUGGGGCUCUGGCAUGAAUGCAGACUUAUCAUUCAUGAUCAAUACCAUGACAGGAAACACAACGGCAACCACACCUCCUUUCGAUAUGAGCAUUGACCCUACCGCCAGUGCGAUGAUGGGCCAUAGUAUGGAGCAGGCCGAUGAGAUGGCCUAUCACUGGGGUGCUGUUCCUACCAACCUCGGAACUGGGUUGGAUACGAUGUCUGGCACAUUCCACUGA
Molecule: messenger RNA, 2175 nt
Organism: Microdochium trichocladiopsis
Lineage: Eukaryota; Fungi; Ascomycota; Sordariomycetes; Xylariales; Microdochiaceae
Product: fungal-specific transcription factor domain-containing protein
Exons: 5
Coding region: 1-2175 (724 amino acids)
Biological process (GO): DNA-templated transcription; positive regulation of transcription by RNA polymerase II
Molecular function (GO): zinc ion binding; sequence-specific DNA binding; DNA-binding transcription factor activity, RNA polymerase II-specific
Source: RefSeq, a predicted model, not a curated record